This is a messenger RNA of Bufo gargarizans (Asiatic toad), 5274 nucleotides long. RefSeq names its product ligand dependent nuclear receptor interacting factor 1 (gene LRIF1). Gene Ontology annotation, molecular function: nuclear retinoic acid receptor binding. Bases 156 to 2195 code for a protein of 679 amino acids. Gene Ontology annotation, biological process: regulation of DNA-templated transcription. The transcript is spliced from 4 exons. NCBI's taxonomy places the organism in Eukaryota, Metazoa, Chordata, Amphibia, Anura, Bufonidae. The record is from RefSeq and is a predicted model, not a curated record.
GUUUCCGGUCAGUGUCUGCGACGUUUGGUUUCUGUCAGGAUUGUGCGCGUCGCCGUUUUCCUGGUGCUACAGCCCCGGACGGAGGAGGGCGCAGUCUGCCGGACGGGGGGGCAGCGGCUCUAUAGGCGGAAGGGAAGGCACGAGAGAGCGGCUCCAUGUCUCACCCCCAGGGGCAGAAGCCGGCGCAGCAGCCCUCCAAUCAGAGCCUCACUGGUUGCGUCUAUCAAGUCGUUCAAGUGGGACUGCCCGGGUCAAACGUUCUGAAGCUUCUCCCGAUAUUAAAACCUAAGGAUAAUCCACUUCCUGCAGUGCCCUCUCCAGUAACACCCAGCGCGCCGGCACUAAAUCUACCUCAAACACUUCUAUCCUCACCACCACCACCAGUCCCCAUCAUAUCGAGGCCUAGUCCUGUCAGCGUGCCGCAUGUGCAGGCGCCCGCCUUUGGGAAUUACAUUAUUGCAGCGCAGAAUAAUCUCACCAACACUCUUGAUGUUGGAAGACCAUUUUCGUUUUCUCAGGAAACAGCUUUCUUCCUGGACAAUUCCCAGUUGAGUUUUCCAACCAAUUCUGUGCAAGGAAAUCCAAUGAUCUUCAUGAUGAACAAGAAACUGGCCAGUCCUGUAAAACCUGCACCCAUGUUACCGUCUGGACAUUCCCUCCAAAUACCUGCCCAUGCUGAAGUGAGAUCCGUUCCUGCGUCUUCCCUGCCCUUCGCCAUCCAGAAGAAAAUUCUGCCCCAGAGUAGCGGCUCAGAUAUGGGCAGGAUGCCCUCAGUCAUCUACGUCUCACCGGUAAAUACGGUGAAAGGCACUAACAACCUGAGCGCCUCGCUUUAUCCCAGCCCCGUUUCCUCAAGUAUAACCCCAGGAACUCAGUCCUUUCUUGUGCAGAAGCCACCAUCCAGCGGCAGUGAAGCUUCUAACGGGCCUAUGAAAUGGGUCGUCCAAGAAAACAAGGAAGCCGCCGCUUGCCUUGUUCCUGUGAAGUCCUCCAAUGAGACAGCUUCAAAAAUUCUACAGAUGCUGUCGAAGACCAAGAUGGAAGAUGUGAACCUGACCAAUUCAGAUCAGUCGAAGGUCAUGCAGGUAAAGGACAACGCCCUGGUGAUGUGCAACAAUAAAAUAUUUUUAUUAACCAAAAAAGGGACGGAGCUAAUCGAUCCAGAAAGGAAAAAUCCAGAACCGCCGCAGUACUCCUUGCCGGACAAACUGACGCCAAAGAUCGAACCAAUGAAAGACUUCUCUAAUAGAGUGGUGCAAGUGGUACUUUCCAAAAAUAAGUCUCCCCCUCCAAGCACAGAACAGUCGGUUCAGUCCAGUGUUGUCAGUACUGCAAAACCUAAAAGGAAGAGUUCUACCCCCCAAGCUCAUAGAGGGGACCCUAAUGUCCUUCAUAUUCCUGGUGAUGAGGUCAGCCGCCGCGAAGUCUCCGUGAAGCCCCAGGAAACCCCGCGCAGUCUAUUAAAUCCAGCAGGAUCCUCCACUUUAAACACUGCUAAUAAAGGGGACUCUGGGAAGAAAACUGAUCAGCUUCUGCCCAAUUCUACAGAUGCAGGAAUCGUUCCGAGCGCAGAGGCUUCUGAAGUGAACGGGAUGGAUGACAGAAGCUGGAGGCUGAGGUUUGGCUUAGUGAAGAAAGAAAAGAUAAUCCUCAAGCGGAUGCCUCUGAUUGGGGCUCAGAGCGCGACGCAGCCUGACUCGCGUCCUCGGCUAGCUGUCGGGAAGGACGUGGAGGAUCCUGUGAAAAUGCAAUUGAAACGAAAGUCUUCCAUCGAACAGACUGUACCCGCUUCGAAGAAGCAGAAGAGGGCAGAAGGCGGUGAUCUGGGCCCUGUAAAUGUGCCUCCUGUCUCUCCAUCGUCUUCUCCUGUAUUCAGCUGCUCUGCUGUAACAGGAGGAAGAAAUCCUUUUCCUGUAACAAGAGACUUUGAAACUACCGAGGCCUCAAGGUCCAUCUGGUCUCCAUCAUACUAUGGGGAAGAAGCUGCUUAUCCACCGGACAGCAAGGAUUUCCAGGUCCAUCAGGAGUCUACCGAACACUUCAGUCCAGCUUCACUGCCGAGAUUUCACAUCGACUCUUUGUCCUCAAUGUAUCCUGAUGAGACCACCAAGGAUGAGAAAAUCCAGAGACUAAAGGAAGUGUUGGAGGAGCGCGAGAAGGCGCUGGAAGCUCUGCGCCACCAGAAGAACACCUAACUGCAUUGGUUAAUAUUAAAUGUUUGUUUUCUACCAUGAACCCAAAGACUGGUGAAGCCCAGACCCCAUAGAUGGGAGCUGCAUUAUUUGAUUUGUAAUAUUUUGGUAUGUAGACCAUCUGACAUCACAGGCAGGGACCAUGGUACAGUCGUGGCCAAAAGUUUUGAGACUAGCACAGAUUUGGUCUCACACAAAGUUUGCUGCUCCAGUUUUUUUGGAACUUUUUGUCAGUUGUUUCUAUGGCAUACUGAAGUACAGUUGGGGCCCAUUCACAGUGGCUUUUUUUCUGGGUGGAAUUUUGUCAUGGACACUGCACCAAAAUUUGGAUGGCGACCAGUCUUCCUCCCAUUGGUUUCAGUGGGAUUUGGCGUUGCAAUUCACAGCCCAGUAGUUAAAAGCUGCGGCCACACCAAGAAGGGUCGUGCCCCUUGUCUGCACGUUGUGCGGGCAGCUGUAGAUUGAAGCCGUGGAAGCUGUCUAUUCACUUCUUAGCUCCAUUCAGUGGAACUAAGCCACAAGCAGGGUCCGAGGCAUCUGAAGUGAACAACAGUGUCUGAAGCCACCAGGGUUUCUGCCGCGGUAUACACAGCAGAUUUUGUGUCAAAAUCCUCCUUGUGAACAACCCCUUAUAAGUAUUUCAUAAGUUUUUAUUUUAAAGAGGGUUGUCCUCAGGAUCGGCAAGGGUCUGACACCCAGCACCCCCGGCAAUCAGCUGUUUGAACAGAUGGCGCCCGCAGUGUUCUCUUGCCGUAUGUCUAUGGGACAGCAACAGUGGACAGGAAAAGAGAGGUGGGACAGCACGUGCUUACUCAAACAGCUGAUCUGUGGGGGUGUCGGGUGUCAGACCCCCCCGCCAUUCUGAUAUUGAUGACCCGUCCUGAGGAUAGGUGAUCAAUGGAAAAAGCCUGGAGAACCCAUUUAACUUAUCUUGACAAAUACAUGAAGUUUAUGCAAAGACUCAGUAUUUCCAGUGUUGACCCUUCUUUUCCAAGACUCCUGCAAUUCGUCCUGGAUGCUGAAUAUCAGCUUCUGGGCCAAAUCCUGACUGCUAACAACCCGUUCUUGCCUAAUUAGUGCUUGGAGUUCAUCACAAUCUCUUCUUGUUUUGUUCAUUCUCUUUUUGAGGCUUAACCACUGGGGAGUUUCCUGGCCAAGGACCUAAAAGAGAUAACAGAGUGCCUCUGUGAACAGAACAUUGACAUUUUGGGUCCAUGUUCAGGAAACCUCCAGAUCUCAAUCCCAUAAAGAAACGGUCAUCAAUCCUCAAAAACCGGAUGGGCAAACAAAAACACGUGAUGGGUCGUCAUCAGUCAGUGUUUGGCCCAGAAGCUAAUAUCUGGCGUGCCAGGGCGAACUGCAGAAGUCUGGAAAAAGAAGGGCUAAUACUGGAAAAAUAUUCAGGCUUUGCAUAGAUUUAAUGGGAUUUGUCAAGAGAAGUUAAAAGAAAAGUAUGAAAUGCUUAUAAAUUGACUUCAGUAUACCAAAAAAAUCUGGCAAUGUCAGUCAGUCCAAAAAAUGUCUGUCAGUCUCAACUUUUGGCUACGGCUGUACAGCCAUUUACAAGUGAGGAUCACAGCCCUUUCAUUUCAAGGGUCUCCAGCUUCAGGGCCCCACCAGUGUAAUCCCCUAGGUCUCUAACCUCCCUAUAAAUAUAGCUCGGUCGAACUCUCGUUCAUCGGGUGAAAUGAUGGCUGCACCAGCACAUGAAUUAUAGUUUCUGGGCAGCAGAUCGCUGUCUAAAAAGUGAUCUGCUGCCCAUAAAUAAUGCAGAUGCAUGAGAGCGAGCUAUUGCAAUAGUGGAGGGGAUCGCUGCAUGUAAAUUGAGCACUUCAGCCGCACUGAACGAGCAGCCGACUGUCGGCAAGGGACGCUUCCUUCCGGACAAUCUGAUGUCUGUCUGCCCUUAGGCCCCUAUGAGACUGCUCCAUUAUCGGGAGCAAGUGUUCAUGGGAAUGCUUCUGAUAACUGGACUAUGUAAUCAGCCGAUGAAUGAGCAAACCCUUGGUUGUUGUGUAAUGGUCAGCGUUCCUCAGGGUGGCCAGUUAUCGGAAACGCCUCUCCCUGUCUAUAAAGGUCACAUUUGAGGGGGGUUUCACUGUUGUCACCUCCCAUUGACCCUUCUGGAUCAGUCACAAUAGCGUAAUCACAUGUAGGCGCUCUACCACCCCAUAGAUCUUUACGAUGCGAGUAAGGCUUUGAGGUGACAGGAGCCUGGUAGACGAGGCUUGGUGAGGGGCAUCGGAUGUUGGCUACGUUUCGACCUCUUAUGCUCUUGAUGUCAUGUUACCCGGCAUAUCGACUAACACGUUUUACGUUUCUGACUUAGCUGUGAAGCCUGGAUUUUUAUGUUCUCCCGUAUAUUGCUCACCUGUCAAUAAUUGGAGGUUGUUUCUAAAAAAAAAAAGUUUUUUUAAAAGCUUCAUCUUUAUCGAGGCGAAUCGAAGUGCAAGUAGAUUGUUCAUUUUUAGUGUUGACUGUUCUGAGGUGGUUUUCUUCUGUGUCAGUGGACGUUUGGGGUCAUUGUAGGUUAGAAGAGAGGACCACCUUCAGAAACGUUUCAUGAUGACACAUAGAAGGCCUAUGUGCCUGGAGGGGAUGUUUGCUCAGUGUUGCCACCUUACUGUCCCUGCGGUACAGAAGCGGCUGUGUCGGAUCCUACUAGUAUUCGAGAACCUCUUCGUCCCCUGGAUGCAGUUACGUUGUAAGAGUUCCCUCUAGGAUCUGAGUGGUCAGUAUUUGAUCAGUAUCUUGUUACUAUCCCUGUGCUGUGAUCCUUCAUGUGACAGUAUUGUCACUUAGGACGGGUUCACCUCACCAUUUAGUUUUCUAUUCUUCUGAGUGGUCACACAGGACUUUUUUUUUUCCUAAAAAUAACAGAUGCUCAAAAUAAAAGAUCCUUUUUUUUUCUGUUCUUCAGAAGAACGUAAAACUAAACGGUGAUGUGAACGCGGCCUUAAUGUUAUUUUCUUCUCUUUUGUGCGCCUUCCCCGUAUUAUGUGAUUUGUCAUCUCUCCUUCUCACAGUUUGUUUCACAUGACUGAAGUCCACACGAUCCAUUAAAGCAAUCUGCUUAUCCUUU